CAAGACGUGUUCAGGGGCCUCGGCCGAACAGCGAUGCGUCAGGGUCGUUUCUAGAAAUGAGUGAAAGACGGAGAGCUGUAUUUACUGUUGCAAUUCAUGGCGGAAGGCAGCCCAAGGAGGAAAGAGCAAACGGCGGUGCAUCCAGGCAUCAGCCCCACGUUGGGAGCCGUGGUUAGCGCGUGCCAUGAAGGGCCACCCCCAAACCACGUCGGGACAGUCUGCCUCUCUCCUCCAAUACCAUCAAAGUCACACCACUCAACCUUUUGGACAAUAUCAAUACCCCGGCAUUCACAAUUCUAUGAUAGGUCGGCAACACAUAUCGUCAAGGUUGUUGCUCCAGUCAACGACAAAGCUACUUCUCGCAAACGAAACGCCGACGAUGCCAGAUCGAGUUACUCCCAGAAACGCCCAAAGCUGCGCCCGAAGGUCGAUACGGAAAUAAAAGAAGCUCAAUGGGUCUGCGGUUAUGAUAACUUCAAGUUCUUGGGACUACCACCAGAGCUCCGCAACCAGAUCUACGAGUACGCCACGGAAUGCACCUACAGAUGUUUCCCCAUGCUGCACAAGAGGCCCAAGAAGGUGUGCAAACUGGCGGUAUACCAUUCGUCAAGGAAAUCCACCAACCUACCAGCGGCUGAGCGCAAACCUGUCCCGUAUCUUGCGUUGACGCAGACGUGCAUGCAAAUCAGGGCCGAGUUCCGUCCGAUGUGGUUAUCGAUGCACAGAGUCCCUCUGAAUUUCAUGGACACAUACUUCAAGGCCUUCUUCCCCGCGCGAAUACCUCCGACGUUGGCUCGAUUCAAGCCUCACGUUCUGACUUCCUCCAGCCUUCGGAUUUGGGUUCGAAAAGACGACCUUGGUAGUACCGCCAAUUGCUGUGACGCGACCAGACUCUUUAAGCACAAGGCACGUUUCCCCGACUGCGCCAUCACAUGCCAAUCGCUUUCAUCGACGGAAGACAGUAUACUGCGCGAUCUAGAAUGGCUCAUCAAUCACAAAAAUGCAGCGUGGAGGAAGUCAGUCAUUGGAGGCAGCAUCAGUCAGGUGCGGUUUGGCUUGGACACCGACUGGGACACGGGCAAGAAAACAGUGGCCGUGGACAUGGUAGUGAAGGAGAGAUUUGCAGAGCCUUGGAUGAAGAUCAUCUCUGCAGCACCGCCUAAGGGUGCCAUGGAGAGGUUUCUGAGGCACUUUGGAUUCGAACUGCACAGCCGUCCUUGGAAGACUCGGGUGAGCGUGGACUAUUCUUGACCUAUCUACAGGUCCUGAAGACCUCCGGACGCUUGGAUAAGAGCGAUUUAGGCAAUAGGGACUGCUUUAUAUGCGCACGAAAUAUGUGUAAUAUCUGCCAAAGUGAGCAAACCGGCACCAAAUGAACAGUGUGCCUGGUCACAGGACGUUAAAUCAAUCACGGAUAAA
Molecule: messenger RNA, 1419 nt
Organism: Macroventuria anomochaeta
Lineage: Eukaryota; Fungi; Ascomycota; Dothideomycetes; Pleosporales; Didymellaceae
Exons: 3
Coding region: 97-1251 (384 amino acids)
Source: RefSeq, a predicted model, not a curated record